Molecule: messenger RNA, 11189 nt
Organism: Crotalus tigris (Tiger rattlesnake)
Lineage: Eukaryota; Metazoa; Chordata; Lepidosauria; Squamata; Viperidae
Gene: TNRC18
Product: trinucleotide repeat containing 18
Exons: 29
Coding region: 661-9459 (2932 amino acids)
Molecular function (GO): chromatin binding
Source: RefSeq, a predicted model, not a curated record
GGGGGGGGGGCUUGGGUAAUGUACCUUUUCCGACGCGGAGCGUAUAUGGAGAUGGCCAAGGAUUAACCAGCAGGAGCCUGGGCGCGCUUCGUAGGGGAAACUAAGGCAGCGAAAGAGGCCAGGGAUCGUGGGGUUUUCCCCCCCCCUCUCCACCCAGCAGUUCGGAAUUCUCUCCGCCUUCCUGGGGGUUUCUUUCGGGCCGGAGGGGGCCGUCCGUGCAAGACCCCCCCACCCGCGAAGAGCCAAGAGGAGGGGGACCUGGAACGGAGGAAGGAACCGACCCCCGGGGCUCUCCAGCUAGGGCGCAUUUUGGUUUUUACGCGCCGGGGCGAAAAUCGGAAAGGGGGAUUUUUUUUGCGGGGGGGGGAGGAAGAGAGGGGGUUUCUUUGGCCCCCCCUUUUGCUGAUGGUGGUGGAGGCAACGGAUCCGAGGGGCCAAGAGACCCCUCUUCAGAAAAUGCCCACCAGGAUCGGGCUAGGAAGCCAGUGAAGGCAUCUCCCGAGAGAGGAAGGCUCCUUGGCUGGAAGAGGACUCCAGGACCCCCCAGGAUGAUGGAUCCCCGAUCCCCGCGGGCGCGCUCCGGACUCCGCCACCUUUGAGGCUGGGGCCGGCCCGAGGAAGAGGAGGGGGGCGGCGCGGGCGGCCAUCGGCCAGCGGAGGAUGGAUGGAAGAGACCUGGGGGCUCCCCGCGCCGUCCACGUCCCCUCGCCGCUGCUCUCCGGGCUGGCCAUGGAGAGCCACGUCGCCGCCGCCGCUGCCGCCGCUGCCGGAGCUGCGCGCCUGGCUCCUUUGGCGACGCCGCCGCUGCCGCCGGGUAAAUACCUCGCCGCCCCGGGCCUCAACCUCCAUUCCCACCCGGGUUUCUCCCACUUGCCAAGUGGUCUCUACCCCUCAUACAUUCCUUUGAGUCACCUGGAACCCCACGGCAGCGGGACCCCCUUACUUGCUCAGUUGAAUCAGCACAGCCUCUUUGAGACCCCAAAAGAUGGAUUUUACCUUGCUGGGCACGCAGGACAAGCUGCCUUGCACCCCCAGGCCACCCCGUCCAGGGCAGUCCCCAACCCCACCUCAAGCGCCCUGCUCCACGAAAAGGACUUUGGGCAUCCGCACAGGACCUCCAAGGACAGCCCCAAAGAGCUCGGUGGGAAGGACCGAUCUUACCGGGGCAACCUCUCCUUGUCCCUGGCCAAGAAGGACGCCAAGCUGCGUGAGGAGUCCCGGCCUCACAGCGUGGUGGAUCUCACCCAGGACACCAAGCCGGACAACGAGAGGAAAACGAACGGAUUUGAGAAGGCCGUUAAGGUUGGGGAACGCUUGUCUCCCUUCCUGGCGGAACAGUUGCCCAACCGGGGGAUCUUCAGCGGAGAACCAAAGUCCAAGAACCCACUUCAGACCUCUUCACUCAGCAACUGCAACACGGGUGGAAGCGCCCAGGGCUCGGAGCUGGACCACUGUCCCAAGGACCUCAGCAGACAUGACGAGAAUGUAAGGCCUCCUCCUUACGUCUUCUCCGACCGGUUGAAGAAAGUCGACUCUGCGGUCAGUUCGGUGGCCAACUUGCACGUGGCCUGCAGUUGUCCUUCUCCAGCUCAACCCGGGAAGCUCCCCCCGCCCUCGGCCUUCCCUCCCCAGCCGAUCCACCCCAACAUGUACACCAUCUUCCCCUUGACCAAGGACUCCGGGAGGGAGCACAAGGUCAUCGCACCCACCUUCAUGCCUUCCCUUGAGGCUUAUGACGAGAGAAAAGGCCCCAUUCAGAUAGCUUCCCAAGCCCGGGACAACACCAAACUGAAGGAGAAGGAGGUCCCUGCUGCCAACCGAGUGGGGGUCCUCCAGGCGGUGCCCAAGAGGUGUCUGGCUGAUGCUUCUCACAACCUUUUGGCCCAAGAGUUCUCCCUCCAUGGAGAUGCCAAGCGGAUGGAGGUCUUGCGGGAGAAAAGUUCGGUCAUCAGGGCCAACUCCAUGUUCCUGAAGAAACAGGGGGCUUCAGAAACCUUCUUGAACAGGCCAAGAUUACGCUCCCCCGAAAACAGGGAAUUCCUCCCUUUGAAGGACUUGCCCAAAGCUGGCUUGGAGGCAGAACAUCACUCCUGUGAGCGGGACCGGUUUCAAAGACCUGGCUGCAAAGAAGCGGCCAAGAUCUAUGGCACUUUGGACACCUCUUCCUCAUCCUCAUCCUCUUCCUCUCGGCAGCAUUUAGAUCCCAGCCAACAAUUGAAGCCCCCGGAACAAAAGUGGAAGCCUUUUGAAAUGGGCAACUUUGCCACCACCCAGAUGGCUGUUCUGGCUGCCCAACACAACCAUGCCAACCGGGUGGAGGAGGAAGUCAAGAAGACCUACCUGGAGCCCAGCAACCUACAGAGGUCCUCAGUCGUGGGAGCCCGGAGUGUGACAGACGGCCUCCACCCUCCUCCGUCGCACGGGGAAGGAUCUGCCAUGCAAAGCCUCAUCAAGUACAGCGGGAGCUUUGCUAAAGAGGCAUCCUCACGGCAGGGGGCUGGUAAGAAAACCCCUUUUGGGGGUCUGGGCAACAUGAAACUGGACCCUGGUCGACAGCCUUCCCCCAAGGUCCAGCAGCUGCUGUCCCACCAAGCUGGCAAGCAGCUGAAGAAGGAACCUGAACGACCGGAAAGUGCCAAAUCUUUCGGACGAGAGAGCAUCGGAUCUCAAGGAGAGGUGGAAGUGAGACAUCUCCCCGUUGGCAUCGCGGUGGCGGUGGCCCGUCAGAAGGACAACAGCAGUGGCGGAAAGCUGGGGCUCGUGGACCGUGAUCGAUCCCUCUCCUUGAGUAACGUGAAAGGACACGGACGGUUGGAUGAGGACUGUGGGGACGACCGUCCACGCCUUCGAGAAAACCACCUCCUAGCAAGCCGUUUGGAGCGAGACCAGGAGAAACUGCUCAGAGAAAGCAAAGAAUUGGCUGAUUUUGCUCGGAUCCAUCCGGCUACUUGUGCUACCAGUGGCUUAAACUCCAACCUCAUGGUGACUGGGGGACCACCCCUGACUGGUUCAGGACGGUGGACUGGUGACCCCACACCACACCUGGUGACCCAUCCAUGGUUACCCAGAAGCAGCAGUUCGUCCAUGUGGCUUACUGGCCACCCCUACGGGCACCCUUCUUUGCACCAAGGCAUGACCCCUGCUUUUCCUUCUGGCAUGGGGGGAGCACUCCCCUCUGCAUACCAAUUUGCCAGAGAUCCUCAAUCCGGCCAGCUUGUCAUGAUCCCCAGUGAACACCUGACCCACUUCGCAGAAUUGAUGGACCGUGCACCUCCUCUCUGGCCUGCCAUAUAUUCUCCUACCAGGAGCUCCCUCCAGCACGCUCACCAGCUCCAGCUCUUAUCUCACCAGCAGCUGAUCCGUCAGCAUGAGCUAUACCUCCUGCAACAACAGGCUGCACAUGCCCAGUUGGUGGAGAGGCUAAAAGCCAGCGAACAGCGGGCAGAGAUGGAAGAGAAGAUCACUAAACGGAACCUGGACAAUGCCAAAUCAGGUUUGCCAACGUCUGCCUCAAGCCUUCUGCACCGGAAGCCUCCAGUUUUGUCUCCAAGCACUUCUGUGUCCUACAAUAAGGCGAUCAGCCCUCCUCCGCUGUCGCCCAGGUCCUCUUCUGUGUCGUUGCUCAAAGCUGAGGUUAUCCAAAAGUUGGAGGAACCACCAAGCCAGCCGACCUAUUCCUACCCCACAACUCCCAUCACUCAUCCAUCUAGCCCACCUCCUGCUUCUCCACCCCCUGCCCCUAACCUUCCUCCUAAAGAAGAGGAGGAAACUGAGAACAUGGAGAAGAAAGAGCUGGAGCUGGAAAAAGAGACCUCUGCUUCAUAUCAGACGUUAUUUCCAGAAAUUCCAUCCGGCUAUCCAUUCCAGUCCCUUCCAGACUCCUUCAGAAGACACUACCCAUACCUUCUCCAGCCAACCGCUACAUCCGAUGCAGAUGAGUUGGGCUCCAGUGUCCCUCUGCCUACCAGCAGUCCCGAGCACUUGACACUUUCUCCAGAGGUGAAGCCUAUUCAUCUUUCCCCAUCCAAGAUUGUCAAGCCCAUCCAGGCUGUGGAGGAGGAAGAAUCCUUGGAAGAACGGGUGAAAACGGAGAUGGAGAUGGACAAUAGCCAGGAAGAAGGCAGCUGUGAACAGGAUAUGGAGGUCCUGGGUAUGGCAACUUCGGUUGCCCUCCCUGUUGAGGACGCCGAUGGUUGUGAUCUUCAGUUGCACCACGGCAAAACCCUCAGGACUUCAGACCACGAGGAAGUUCUUGAGGAUUGCCAAGCUGCCUACCCAGAGAUGUCCUGCUCGGUGGAGAUGGACACCCAAGCAGACGAGACCAAUGACAGUGAAACCUGCCCCAUUCAUGACUAUGGUGGAAGUUUGUUACAGAGAGACACUGAACAGUCUGAGAUAGGACUGGUCCCUCAGCCUGAGAAGUCACCGUUGGCUGUAGAAAUGCCCCAUAUCAGUUCUCCCUCAAACAAGGAAUUUCCCAGCAUGCUUCAGGAAGAGGGGGAACCCACGGUAGAAGCCCCCAUCUACAGGAAUGAGAUGUAUUCCUGCCCACUCCCACCUCUGGAUAUCAAAAUGGAUGACCCAUUGGCUGGUAUGAACGCCUUAGCAGCAGCAGCUGAAUUACCCCAAGCGUGUUCCUUGCUCACAAACAGUGAUGGUGGUGUCACUCAGGAGGCAGUGGUGAACUUAGAAGUGUCUUCUAGCCUGUCCCCAGAGCACACCUUUCUGCACGGAAUUACCCUCCUGAGCGAAAUUGCAGAACUGGAGUUGGAGAAACGGCAGCAGGAAACCGAAGGUCCAGAGAACUUCUCAGCUCAUCCAGCCUUGGAAAGCCUGUUAGCUGCUGGUACCCAGAUGCUGAUGGAAGUCCUCUCCACCCCCUUCAUGGAUAGCCUGAAGAACAUCCGUCUGCCUCGGGAACUGGACCCCAAUAAGAAAUACAGCUGGAUGCAGAAGAAAGAUGAGCCGAUGUAUUCCAUUAAAUCGUCCAUUGGGAGCAUGGAUGCCAUGGAACUGGAUUACCGGAUGAAGUUAGCUGAGCUGCAGAGGAGAUACAAGGAAAAGCAGAGGGAAUUGGCGAAGCUGCAGCGGCGGAGAGACUCUGAGGAAAAGCAUGACGAGAAAAAUAGAAGCUUGGCAAAACGAGGUCCAGGAAGGCCCAGAAAACGGAACCAUGGAUCAAGCGCUCUGUUGCCCCCUAAGGAGCGAGGGAAGAGUGACGGAAGGAGUGGAAAGCUGAGCAAAUCCCUGUCGCUUUCCGAAGACUCAGAAAUGGGUGAUGGGAGGGAGGAGAAGCACCGAGGGCUUCUCCUGGAUGAGGAAGAGGAGGGAGAGACCAGGAGUGGGAAGACAAAGACCAGGCAUCGCAGUUGGGAUGAGCAAGAUCUCUUGAUGAACUUCUCCAGCGAGCUCAAGAUUAAGAAGAAGAAGGUGGCCUCUGAUCAGGAACAACUGGUGAGCAAGCUCGACAAAGCCCUGUCACUCACCAGGCGCAGCAAGCUGAAGUCUCCGUUCAAGUUCGUGGAUAGGUCCAGAGGGAGGCAGAAAAAUGGCGGCUAUUACAACAACCGAUACUUGUCCCCCCACGGUGCCUUGUUUGGCAAGGAUGCCAAAAACAACUUGGCCAAAAGCCUCAGCUUCUCCUUGAAAGCCUCUAAAGAAGGUAAAAACAAAAUGGCGGUCAAAAUGAAGAAGUUGGAGGUGGGGCUCAAAAUGAAAGGCCACCAUCUGAAGGUUUCCAACUCACCAGCGAUAUCUGAAGUGAGCAGUUACUCCUACAAUACAGAUUCUGAGGAAGAGGAGGAAUCCUUGAAGGAUGAGUGGUCUUCUCAUUCCCCAACCAGUGCCAGGAUGAGACCCUCCAGCCUCUAUAGUGUCAUGGCCCCCAAAUGCAGCAGGAUCUCUGACAUCUUCAAAGCCGGCAAGAAGAGCAUCACCUCAACAAGGACUCUCAAAUCUAAAAUGGCUGCCAAUAGAAAGCGGGAAUUUUGUUUACUGUCCAGGGAGGCCAAAGCUGGAUCGUCAUACAGUGACUCUUCGGAGGACUCGUUCGAUCAAGAUUCUAGCUCAGAAGAAGAGGACGAGGAGGAGGAAGAAGACGAUGAUGACAAUAAUGAUGAAGAAGAAGAAAUGGAAGGCUAUGGGGCAGCGGUCAACGAGAGGCUUUCACCAUCUGCUUUGGAUGAAAGUGGCUUGGGGCUCCUGGCCAGGUUUGCAGCUAGCGCCAUCCCAAGCCCCAUCAUUGUGCCUUCCGUGUCCAUCGUCCAACUGGAAGCCAAACAGAAAGCAAAGAAGAAGGAAGAGAGACAAAGCCUGAUGGGGACCGAGUUUGAAUAUACGGACUCUGAAAGCGAUGUGAAGAUCCGGAAGAAAUCUCCAGCGGGUUUACUCCAUGGGAAGAAAGGGUCCCUAGAGCAAGGCCCAACUGCAGGCCCCAUGGAGACCUCCUCAGGUAACUCGUUGGACAAGACCAAGAUGGUGACUGAGAAGAGCCGGAAGCUGAAGAAAUUCAGAUCGCCCAAAGAGCUGAGUUUUGAGUUUGGGCUGGAGGUCAACGAUGACGAUGCCUGGAAUCGGCGACGGAGCGAGAGGAUCUUCCUUCACGACGCUACCACCUCAGCUGGCUUGGCCUCCUCCACCCCGGCGAGCUCCAUUCCGGUUUCCAAAAGUGGACGCUGCCUGAAGGGGACCCUGUUGAGCCCCAAGAAGGAAGGGAACAGGGGGAAGGAGAGGAAAGAGCUGAGCAAGAAGAAGAAAAACAAGGAGGGGGCUGUCUGCUCUUCCGCUGGUUCGUCCUCUUCUUCUUCCUCGUCCUCUUUGCUUUCUCCUCUGGGCAUCGCCAGCUCCCUGCCGGACCUCCAUGCCAGCUUGGCCAGCUCUUUGACCUCCAGCAAGAAGAACAAGGGCAAAGCUAAGACAAAAGAGGCCAAGAAGGAGACCCGAGGGAAGGGAGGAGCCGUGAGCAAACUUAUGGAAAGCAUGGCCGCUGAGGAGGACUUUGAGCCCAACCAGGACAGCAGCUUCUCGGAGGAUGAGAACAUACCCCUGAAUCUCCUUCUGGAAAGGCCCUUGACUCCAGCUCCUCGUUCUUGCAUCAUUGACAAAGACGAACUGAAGGAUGGCUUGAAGGUCCUGAUCCCCAUGGAUGACAAGUUACUCUACGCUGGGCAUGUCAAGACCGUUCAUUCUCCUGACAUAUACCGGGUUGUUGUGGAAGGCGAGCGAGGAAAUCGGCCUCAUAUUUACUGCUUGGAACAGUUGCUGCAGGAAGCUAUCAUUGAUGUCAAACCCCCUUCCGUGCGGUUCCUACCAGAAGGAGCACGAAUAGCUGCCUACUGGAGUCAGCAGUACCGGUGCCUCUACCCGGGGACGGUUGUCCGAGGGGUCCAUGAUCAGGAGGAAGAUGGUGAUUUGAUCACAGUGGAAUUUGAUGAUGGGGACACUGGGCGGAUUCCUUUAUCUCACAUCCGGCUUCUCCCCCCUGAUUACAAGAUCCAAUGUGCCGAACCCUCUCCUGCCCUUCUGGUGCCCAGCAUGAGACGCCGCAGCCGCAAAUCCAGCAAGGACUUGGGCGAAGGAAACGGGGUGGAAUCGGAAGAAGCCGGAGCCAAGGGCAAAGGGCGCGGGAGGAAGCCGAACAAGAAGCAGAAAACAGAAGAAUCUGUUCUGGCUGAUCAGACCAUCACGGGAGAGAUACUGGCCAACUCUUCUAUUGGCUCGGAACUGCCAAUUUGCAAACCAGCUGCCAAAGGCUCUCAGAAGAUCCAGUCGGUUCCUUCCAGGACUCCUCCAGCUCCAGCAGAAGACAAACAUCACAGCAAAACAGGCAAAGGGAAGAUUUCUUCCAAGCUCCAUGGCUCCGUUCCCACCACCUUCCAGACCCCGGUGUUUGGCAAUGUUCGUGGGAACGAGCCCUACCCUGGACCGUUUGGUCCUUCCAGUAGCUCCUCGGGAAAAGUCAAAUCAAAGAAAGGAAAAUCCACCGAGGAGGGACAAGAAUUUGGGUCUGCGCCCAAAGCCCAGAGGAAGAUCCCAGACAGUGAGAUCCUGAUCAAGCUGGACCACGAGGGGGUCAUGUCUCCCAAGACCAAGAAGACCAAAGAGGCCAUGAGGAUGCUGGGGGAGUCAAACUUGGCCAGUAGGAGAGACGCUAAGAACCUCUUAGGACUUGGGUACAGCGCCAUGGGCUGCCCAAACCCCAAGCAGAAAUCUUCCCGAAGCAAGACUGUUAUGGAGGGAGAGCCUCCUCCUAAUUUUGGAAGCACGUUUGAGAACUCUGCAGAUCCUCCAUCUUCUAAGGCUCAAGAAGAUGGUGGUGAACUGGCCCCGGCGAGGGAUGAGUCAGAAAGUAGUGGUAGCAGCUCAGAUUCUGAAGGCGAAGAAGAAACGGAGAAGAACGGAGGUGGUGCUCAAGAUAGCAGCUCGGCCAGCUCAAGGGCCUCCACCCCAAUGUCCUCCUCAAACUCCUCCUCCUCUUCUUCCUCCAGCAGCAGCAGCUCGUCCUCCUCCUCUUCCUCCUCCUCCUCCUCCUCCUCUUCUUCCUCCGCCUCCAGCUCCAGCUCUUCUUCCUCAUCCUCCUCUUCCUCCUCUUCUUCCACCACCGACGAAGACUCCUCCUGCAGCUCCGAAGAUGAGGCAGCAGAGACCCAACCCAGCGCCUCUUCCACGCAGCCCACCAGCCCAGCCAAGCCCACCAAGGCCUCAGGGAAGUCUCCGUCCUCUUCACAUUCCCGGAAUCCAAAACAGCCUCAGCAGCAGGUGGUGCAGAAACAGCAACCAAGCGGGAACAAGAACCGGUGCAAGAAACGGGAAGGAAUCCACCUGCCCACCACGAAAGAGCUAGCCAAACGCCAGAGGCUGCCCUCGGUGGAGAACCGGCCCAAAAUUGCUGCCUUUCUGCCUGCGCGACAACUUUGGAAGUGGUUCGGGAACCCUACCCAGAGACGCGGGAUGAAGGGGAAAGCCCGCAAGCUCUUCUACAAGGCCAUCGUCCGCGGGAAGGAGAUCAUCCGCAUCGGAGAUUGUGCUGUCUUUCUGUCAGCGGGGCGGCCCAACCUCCCGUACAUUGGCCGGAUCCAGAGCAUGUGGGAAUCCUGGGGAAACAACAUGGUGGUCCGAGUGAAAUGGUUCUAUCAUCCUGAGGAAACCAACCCUGGGAAGAAGCUCAAUGAAGGCAAGCGAUGGGAUCAAAAAUCUGUCCGGACCUUAUCAGCAGCUCUUCAAGCUUCCAGCCAGAGAAAGGACUUCAUGGAGAGGGCUUUGUACCAGUCCUCUCACGUGGAUGAAAACGACGUUCAGACAAUCUCACACAAAUGCCUGGUAGUUGAUUUGGAACAAUAUGAGCAGAUGCUGAAGACAAAGAAGUAUCAAGACAGUGAAGAUUUAUACUACCUAGCAGGGACUUACGAGCCCACCACGGGCAUGAUCUUCAACACUGAUGGCGUCCCCAUCGUUUGCUAGACAGCUUUGAGAAAGACAAACGGGGGAGGCACCUCGCACCUUGUGCCUCCCUCGGAGGAAGAAGCACGGAAUGAAAGUUAUGUGCCUGUUGAAACGACAGCAUGAUUGUGUAGUGCUUGGUCACAAUGUUUCCAAAAUUUUAGAAAAAGGUUCUCCCCAUGCUCAACAACUUCAUGAACUCAAGAGCGAUGGAUUGGAUUCUGUGGCCCCCUGAAAAAGGAAUAUAACGUUGGGAUUUUUAAGAAAAUUAAUUCUUGGGCAGUGGGCCUAUUUCUGGUCCUUUGCAAUAUAGUAUUGGACUACAGGCAUCUCCAUCAUCAAUCUUUGAGUAUGAACCUUCAUAGGUUAUUUCAAGAGGCCAAUUUUUGGGGGGGAAAUUGGCACUUUUUUUUAAUCUUCAGGGUACUGGUUUUAUCUGCCCUCACCAACUGAAAACUCAACUUAUGGAAGAAUACGUGGUUGGUUCAGGGACAGCUUUGAGCAAAUGCCAAUCAAGUGGUGGGCUGGGCCGUUUUCCACCCACUUCUCUAUCUCCAAAAACUGUUCUAUCAGAGAACUGGUAUGAAGAAGCAAUUGAAGAAGCUCCGUUGGCCAAUAAGAUAGUUACUGGAAGAACAGUUGUCCCACUUUUCUUUUGAGUUACAAGGACUUAAGAACAGGUGGUUCAGAAAUCCACCACCGAAUCUCAUUUAUUCUCUUUUGCAACCCUUUCUCUCCAAACCCUUGGAAUGAUGAAGGAGCCUCUUUCUCCUCUAAAGAAGAGCUAUUCAAUGGACAUGCUUCCUCCCUCAUGUGAAGUGAAUGUAUUUACUCCAAGUCGCGCUUGGAAAAAUGGCUCCUCAUCAGAGGUUCAUAAAUAUUGUGGGGGAUCUAUAUUUGAGAAAGUAGGCAUGUUAGCUUCCUCGCUAGGCCCACCUCAAGGAACAUUUCAAGUACAUCUUCAACUUGCUCUUGAAGACUACUGGAUGGUCACUUGGAGCAAAAUGCUGAAGCUUGCGUCCUCACUUCUCACCAUCGCCCAAACUCAGCACUUGAAGGACGCACGGAAGAACCGUUGGCUGGUAGUUUUGGGAAACCCACUUGGGUCUUGUCGCAGGAUCAUCUGCUUGACCUCAUCUCAUUUAUUGACCAUCCAGAAACUGAACGGCAUUCUUCUGCCCCAAGGGUGGUGAGACCUUGAACAUUACCACCUGCCCUAAUUCAAAAUGAAUGAAAAGUCCCUUGGGGGGGGGUGAACAACGUCUUCUUGGGUGUGGCUCUGCUGCAAGGCCAGAGAGGAUAUCGUGACCAUUAAAAUGCCAGUGUUUUUGCACUUAAGAAAACUCACCAAACUCACACACUACAAGAGAAGACACCACAAUUGUUUCAGAUAGGGACAGGUGUACCAUUUCAAGCACUACAAUGGGGAGAUGAUUUUACCUGUCUUAACACGGGCAGAUUUCUCUUUUAUUUUUGGCUAUCCGCUAUGGUACAAAAGGAAUGCUACCCUCAGAAUCCUUUCACAACCUCUUUGGAGAAACACAGUGGUGCUGCCCAGCUUCAGAUGCCUCCUCCAGUCCACCAGAUCCCAGCCGCCAAGCCUUAGGUGGACAAUCUUUCUGGAUGGGCAACGCCGGGCUUGUACAGUUUUCAUACUACACCCAAAAGGUUCACUGGAGCCCUUUUCCAACGCAUUGUUUAAAAAAAAAAAAAAAACCAUACAAAAAACACACAACAAAACAAAAAACAAC